CCACACGGACCGCUGAUUCUGUUACACAAGAUGCGGAAGUUGCUGUGUGAUGCUUUGAAAUCCUAGAACUGAUCGUCCUCCGUUAUUCUCCACCAAUGAGCUGAUGGUGUGGGCGGACCCGAGAUGUUGAUGGACAUCCCCCGUCACGCCCUGCUGCGUCCUCUGAGCCGUAGCGAGGUGCUGGGCAUGUUGGUGAGACUCACCAUCUUUGGAGCAGCUACCUACUACAGCAUCAGAUGGGUGGUGGAGGCUCUGGACCCCACGCAGAGACAGAAAUCAGAGGCUAAGAAGCGGGCUGAGCGGAUGAUGAGGAGGAUUGGGGUGGAGGGAGUGAGUCUGAAUGAGUAUGAGAUGAACAUUGCUUCUCAGCUGGUCGAUCCUCAGAGUAUGAAGGUGACGUGGAGAGACAUUGCAGGUCUUGAUGACAUCAUCACCGAGCUGCAAGACUCCGUCAUCCUGCCCAUCCAGAAACGUCAUCUGUUCCGUGGAUCUAAACUUCUACAACCACCCAGAGGUGUGUUGUUAUACGGUCCACCCGGCUGCGGGAAAACUUUAAUCGCCAAGGCAGCAGCCAAAACCUCAGGCUGUCAGUUCAUCAACCUCCAGGCCUCCACUUUGACUGACAAGUGGUUCGGUGAAUCAGAGAAGCUCACCGCUGCUGUCUUCUCAUUGGCUGUUAAACUGCAGCCCUGCAUCAUCUUCAUCGAUGAGAUAGACUCGUUUCUGAGGAACCGCUCCAGUUUGGAUCAUGAGGCCACGGCAAUAAUGAAAGCUCAGUUUAUGAGCCUGUGGGACGGACUGGAGACCAGCCCUGACACUCAGGUGAUGGUGAUGGGGGCCACUAACAGGCCACAGGACGUGGAUGCAGCAAUCCGGCGCAGAAUGCCAGCAACCUUCUACGUGAGGCUUCCUAAUAAAGCUCAGAGGAAGCAGAUCCUUCACCUCCUCCUGUCCGGAGAAAACCUGAGUACGGCAGUGAAUCUGAUGGAGAUAGCCGAGCAGACAGAGGGAUUCUCGGGCAGUGAUCUGAGGGAGGUGUGUCGCGACGCUGCUCUGUACAGAGUCCGAGAUUUUAUACGCAAACAGCAGAUGAAACAAAUCACACAACAGCUACAACUCCAACAGGACGAAGAGGAGGAUGAAGAGACAGUGGACAGUGUGUGUCUGAGGCCAAUCACGCAGCUUGACCUGUUGUUUGGACUGGAUAAGAUGAACGAGUCGAGACAGGCCACAGCUCCGGCUCACAUCAGUCACGUGUUUAUGAACUGAAAUCAGGACACAGGUCUGUGAGCAUGGUGUCACUGCAUCACCACUGUGUUAGUGUUGUUAUAAAUACUGUUCUUUUUUUCAUUUCCUGACCUGCAGGUGACCAGACGGUUGUGAGCUCAUAGUCCAGCCCUGAAGGAGAGAUGCUUAUUUCUGUUUAGAUUAUAAAACCUGAAAGAAUCCAUGUAUUAACAGAGAUAAAAACCUGUAUGUUUCUAUAGGAUUAUUCUCACAGCCAAUCACAACAUGGCUAUUCAAUACACUCUGUGUUUAAAAUAAUAAUCCAUCCUGCAGGAAUAAAGGGAGGUACAUUAAUGUGUAUAUAACUGUUUAUAUGAUUCAUUGCUGUUGGAGAAGUUGUCUUGUGUUAGAAAUGUUAAAUACUGUACUGUGAAAAUGUGUGGUUUUUAAUAUUUCAAUAUUUCUUUUAAAUGCAUGGUUUAUUAAACAGAGGUAAUAAACCACACAAUUCUUCUGAUAUAAU
Hemibagrus wyckioides is the source of this 1750-nucleotide messenger RNA. It is a transcript of the gene atad1a, whose product is annotated as ATPase family AAA domain containing 1a. Gene Ontology annotation, molecular function: ATP hydrolysis activity; ATP binding. Gene Ontology annotation, cellular component: mitochondrial outer membrane. Lineage: Eukaryota; Metazoa; Chordata; Actinopteri; Siluriformes; Bagridae. The transcript is spliced from 10 exons. The coding region runs from base 124 to 1269 and encodes 381 amino acids. The record is from RefSeq and is a predicted model, not a curated record.